Messenger RNA from Prorocentrum cordatum, 683 nucleotides. Lineage: Eukaryota; Dinophyceae; Prorocentrales; Prorocentraceae. The record is from the annotation of a GenBank genome assembly.
GGCCGCUGGCGCGAUACACGUGAUCGGCGGCCUCGGCACCAACGGGCUCGCCGUGACGGUGGUCGACCGGCUGGACCCUAUCUCAGGCCAGUGGCAGGAGCCCCUGCAGCUCCCCGCGCCGCGCGCGGGCUGCGCGGUGGGCGCCGCGGGAGACCUGCUGUACGUGGCCGCCGGCUUUGGCGACGACAGGCUUCGGGUGGCGCAGCUGGCGGACCUGGACCUCGGCACCGGCACCUGGUUCCAGAUGCCGGCGCUGCCCUUCUCUCGGAGGCUCUGCUCCGGCGCCGUGGUGUGGCGCUGAGGCCCUGGCCGGCCUCGACGGCCGCCGGGCGCCGCGGGGCGUGCUCUCCGACGCGGCGGCGCGCAGGUGCCGCCCCUCUCUGCAAGUUCGAUCCACGCUUCCGCGCAUGCUGGCGCGCGCAGCGCGUGCACCAGACGGGUCGCCAGAGCGGCGUGAAGUGCAUCUGUGACGGCCACCCAGUCGACCCGGCGGCCCCCCGGAGCACCGCGCGGAGCUCGCCCGUCGGGGUGAUCUGUACACUGCUGCCCCCCCCAGCCACGCGGUGCGGAAGACAUUCCGCAGCAGCAGCAGGAGCGCCAUCUCUCCCCCCGGGGAGGCCAGGCGCCGUAGGCCGGGGGCGGCGUCGGAGCGCGCACUGGCACGUCGCGGAGCGGACAAGAUC